AUGACAGAAUCUCUGACCCGUCUUCAUAUCUCGCCUCUCACGCCAGCCUUGCUGGAUUCUGUUCUCAAUCCAUCAAUCCGCUCUCUAGCGACCGAGAUUUCCUUCCACAAUAUAGCUACCUUCCCAGAAAACGAUUACGGCUUCGUCACCCUACCUACCAUGGAAGCAGAUAAGCUCAAGAGAAAGCUCAAUGGGUCUAUCCUAAAAGGCAAAAAAUUCAAAGUUGAAGCGGCUCGAGAAGAUCCAAAAAAGAAAAAGGCGACGAAAAUCGAGAAGGAUGCGUCUUCCAAGCCGACAAAGACAUCAUCAAAAAGAAAGGCGGAGGACGCAGAGAACAGUGUACUCGAUGGGUAUGAGCUACCAGCCGACCGACGUGUGAAACGUGGAUGGACCGAGCCCGCGAGCGCCAAGAGGUUGAAGAAACAGAAAAAGGCCGACAAAGACGCCUCCGAGACCAAGUUACAACCCAAGUCCAAAUACACAGAGAAAGCAGAAUGUUUGUUCAAGACGAAGGUGCCGCCGAACAAGAUGUCUGAGGCAGCUUCGAAAAAGGCCAAGUCUAAAAAGUCCAGUGCGCCAAACGAAGUGGUAGUCCAUGAAUUCGCGAAGACGCACACGCAUCCUACUUUCCUGAAAUCCAGCGUCAGUGGGAAGACGAUCACUGCAAAAUUCGAAGAAGGGAAAGGUUGGAUGGAUGAAGCGGGCAAUUUGCUUGAGGAGACAGGUAGCAAAAAGUCUAAGACUGCCGACUAUUUCCCAGGCAAGAAAGACGGCGCUAAGGAACGUCCUCUUUUGAAGGCAAAGUUGCGAAAAGUAGCCGUCAAAGAGAAAAAGAAGUCUUCUUCUGAUGUAAUGACUUCGUCUGAAGAGGAAGACGAGGAACUGGACUGGACCUCGUCUAGUGGGUCAUCAGAGAGUGAAAAUAGCGCGUCUGACAAUGAGUCUGACAGCAAGUUCGAAGACUCACCAAGCAGCGACGCCUCCUCAAUCAGUGAUGAAAUGGAGGAGGCCACAAGUACUACACAAGCGACAAUUAAAGACAAAGCCAAUCAAAACUUGAAGCAAGAUGAAGACGACUCUACCAGCGAAAGCAACAGUGACCAGGAAGACAACUCCCAGGUUGACAACGGGACCAAGUCGUCAGACAUUGAGACGACAACAGAGAAUAAAGAGGUCCAUCCUCUAGAAGCCCUUUUCAAGCGUACACAAACAGAGAAGAAUAUUCCAGAAUCGCCGAAACCGACAUUUUCUUUCUUUACCGAAAACGACGACGAUAUUGAAGGAGAAGAAGAGGAGGAGGAAGAGGAAGGAGCCGCACCUGUACCUCUGGAGCCAUUGACUCCAUUUUCCAAGCAAGACCGCCAAAUCAGAAAUUUGAGAAGUGGUGCGCCCACACCGGAUACUGCAGUGUUCAAUCGACGCAAGCUUCUACUAUCAGAAGGUGAUAUCGAUAACGAUGAAGAUGAGGAUAUGAACACAGAUGAUGAUUAUGACCACACUCGAUCAUUAGCACAAGAAACUCCUUCGAAACAAAGAACAGAGGCAACUCCCCAAAGACAACCAGAGGAAAGUGACUUUGUGAAAUGGUUCUGGGAGAACCGUGGAGACAACAAUAGAGCUUGGAAACGGAGGAGACGUGAGGCUGCAAAGGAAAAGAGACAACGCGAGAAUCGGCGCAAGGGGCUGAAGGGUCGUGGUUAG
Talaromyces amestolkiae is the source of this 1701-nucleotide messenger RNA. RefSeq lists its product as uncharacterized. Bases 1 to 1701 code for a protein of 566 amino acids. The record is from RefSeq and is a predicted model, not a curated record. The transcript has a single exon. NCBI's taxonomy places the organism in Eukaryota, Fungi, Ascomycota, Eurotiomycetes, Eurotiales, Trichocomaceae.